AGAAGAUUGGAGAUCUCUUCGACAACGAAUUAACCAAAUCAGGACGAAAAUGCACGGAUGAGCAGUACUGGUACUUUCAAGAUUCUGUUUUUCGAGUUCUAUGCAAGAGGGGUCUUUCGGACUUUUUAGUUCAAUAAGCAAUGAUGCUCCCAUACGUCAAACCUGUACCGAAUCCUUCCGAUACGGAGAGACCCAUUUCCCUCCCAAAACUUUUUUUUUUCUCUGUUUAACGAGCUUCCAAGUGAAAGUGCUCCAUUAACGAGGCAGUUAAUGUAAAACUUCUCUCUCCUCUGAACCUUUUGGCCCUUUUCUCAAUUUUUUCUUGAUCGAUGGACAGAAGAGAGAGUAGCAGAAGCGUGGGUUUUAAUCAGUCAGUGUGUAUACACAGUAACUGCUCGCUGGCAUGGGCCAUGGGUUGGUGUCAGAUUUCAGCUUUUUCACUGCUUUCUAUCAAUCGCUGUUUCGCUCUCUCUACCUACACUAAAAACCCAUUUUCUCUCUCUCUCCUCUAGGCUCUAAUAGUAGUAACAGUCGCAUUCAGAGUAAAGUUGUACGAUGACCCACAACAUCCUCAUGAAGGGGCUCUAGAUAUCACGCAUGGAAAUGGGUUCGGGCUAUAUGACCGAGUCUGGAGGGUCAUCCACUUCCUCGCCCCCAAACUCAUCUACUGAGUCGCUGAACGGCUUGAAAUUUGGUAAGAAAAUCUAUUUUGAGGAUGCGGGUGCCGGGGCUCCGUCCAAGGCUGGAACUGGGUCGUCCUCGGGGUCGGGUAAUACGGCCCGGAAAGGCAGGGGUGGUGGUGCAGUGCAAGGUGGGCAGCCACCCAGAUGCCAGGUUGAGGGCUGUAUGGUCGAUCUCAGUGAUGCUAAGGCUUACUAUUCAAGGCAUAAAGUCUGCGGAAUGCACUCCAAAUCUCCCAAGGUUAUUGUUGCUGGACUUGAGCAGAGGUUCUGUCAGCAGUGUAGCCGAUUUCAUCUACUCCCAGAAUUUGACCAAGGAAAACGAAGUUGCCGCAGGCGCCUAGCUGGACAUAAUGAACGUCGAAGAAAGCCUCCACCUGGAUCGUUAUUGGCAUCUCGUUAUGGACGAUUUUCUUCCUCCAUCUUUGAGAGCGGCAGCAGAGGUGGAAGCUUUCUCGUCGACUUUAGUGCAUACCCAAGGCUUUCAGGUCGGGAUGCAUGGCCGACCUUGAGAUCUUCUGAGCCUGUGCCUGGCAAUCAAAGGACUGUCUCAGGAAGGUCUACUCCACAUGCAUGGCAGAACAACUCUCAGGAUCCUCCAUCUGACCUUCUCGUUCAAAGUUCUUUAGUUGAAACUGGUUUUUCCAGCCCUGGAAUCUCCAGUGGUGGACGAUUUAACGGAGUUACUGAUGCAAGCUGUGCUCUCUCUCUUCUGUCAAAUCAACAAUGGGGCUCUAGGAACAGAGCUCCAGAUAUCAGCGUGAACGACUUGGUGAAUGCUGAAGGUGCACCCUUUACUCAAUCAACAUCUGUUGUUGCAGCAAACGACUCCUUCCCGAACAUCUCAUGGGGUUUCAAGGUCAAUGAAGGUAGCAGCUCGCACGAUAUGUGCUCUGAUCUGGGGUUGGGUCAAAUUUCACAGGGUCUCAACAGCCAGUUUCCCGUUGAUCCGGAGUUGUCUCAACAUGGUAGGAGACACUACUCUGAUCUUGAGGAUUCAAGGGCUUACGACAACUCCGCUCCGCACAUGCACUGGUCACUCUAGGAUCUAGGUGCCUCCUUUUGUUAUCACUAGCACCUUAGUUUAAAUAAACAAGCUCGGAAUGGAAUAUUCAGGCAAAACUUGUGCCUUUGUUGGGCUUUACCCAAACAAAGCUGUUGUUUUUGUGUUUCCUACUUUAAAAAGAAACUUAUGAGCAAGGGUUGGCCUUGGCUUGU
This is a messenger RNA of Tripterygium wilfordii, 1898 nucleotides long. RefSeq names its product squamosa promoter-binding-like protein 9. The record is from RefSeq and is a predicted model, not a curated record. The coding region runs from base 598 to 1725 and encodes 375 amino acids. Gene Ontology annotation, cellular component: nucleus. Gene Ontology annotation, molecular function: DNA binding. The transcript is spliced from 3 exons. NCBI's taxonomy places the organism in Eukaryota, Viridiplantae, Streptophyta, Magnoliopsida, Celastrales, Celastraceae.